Molecule: messenger RNA, 813 nt
Organism: Trypanosoma grayi
Lineage: Eukaryota; Euglenozoa; Kinetoplastea; Trypanosomatida; Trypanosomatidae
Product: vacuolar protein sorting-associated protein VTA1
Exons: 1
Coding region: 1-813 (270 amino acids)
Biological process (GO): late endosome to vacuole transport via multivesicular body sorting pathway
Cellular component (GO): multivesicular body
Source: RefSeq, a predicted model, not a curated record
AUGCUAUUCGCGAAGGCCGACGACGCGGAGCGCAGUGGGGCGGGCGCGAGCCUCAACGUUGUGCGGCUCUUCUUUACCGCGGCGAUUCUCUUUGAUGCAACGGCGCAGUUCACCGACGACGGCGAGCUCGACCCCGUCGCGGCGGAGAAGCGCAACUACGCGCGCUACAUCGCGGUGCGCAUGAAGAAGGCGCUCGACAGCGGCACGCCGUACAUGAGCCCCAACGCGGCCGAGCACCCGCUGCAGCACUACGCCAACGAGGAGGAGGAGGAAGAGGAAGGGGGGCAUGGAGAGGAGGGCGGCGGCAACGCACCGCAGCACAUCUCCACGCAGCCACCGUCAGCGUUCAUACCGCGCUAUCAGCCACCAGCGGCAGGUGGAACGAGCAGCAACAAGGAGGACGCGUACGCCCCGCCACCUGCGGUCGGGCCAUCGCCGAAGUUGCACACUUCGUCACCGUCACCGCAGCCGCAGCCAGCGUCAAUGGGUGGUGGUGGUGGUGGUGACAUGAACCGCCACAGUCAGCUGCCACAGCGGCACCAGCAGCAGGGGAAAAACUCGCCAGCGCCACCGGCCCUUUCGAACCCCAGCCCGCCUGCCUAUGCGGUGCCGGCCUCACCACCACAUGCGACUUACUGCGGCGGUGGUGGUGGCGGCGGCGGCGGCGGCGUUGCUGCAGGCGCACCGUCGAUUGAUGCGAUGAUCACCGCGCAAAAGCAUGCGAAACAAGCGGUCAGCGCACUGCAGUUCUACGACCACGCCACCGCGCGAAAGGAACUCCUGGCUGCUCUAAGUCUACUCAAGGAGACAUGA